Messenger RNA from Helianthus annuus (common sunflower), 1661 nucleotides. Its product is annotated as receptor-like protein kinase FERONIA. The record is from RefSeq and is a predicted model, not a curated record. Gene Ontology annotation, cellular component: plasma membrane; plasmodesma. Gene Ontology annotation, molecular function: transmembrane receptor protein tyrosine kinase activity; ATP binding. Gene Ontology annotation, biological process: protein autophosphorylation. Lineage: Eukaryota; Viridiplantae; Streptophyta; Magnoliopsida; Asterales; Asteraceae.
CCGCUCAUUAACUUUUGCCGCGCCCCAUGUUUAUCGGCGGCGGUGUUUGCCGCUCGGCAAACUCGAUUGCCGAUGGUUUGCCGCACCCACUCCGUAUCCCCUAAUGUUACGGACGGUGAUUUACCAAAAAAAGAUAAUUAUACAUUAAAGUUGCAAACUCGCAUUGAAAAUGCAGGCUUAUCCACUUAUUUUCGGGCUUCAUGACCCACAUACAAACUCGGAUCAAGCGAAAGAUAAAAGUGCUGAAGCUCUGAUCCACUUUCAGAACACACUUUGGGGAUAUUUCAUAAUUUUCCAAAAUUCAGCAUUCAACAACAGUAACAGCACUCCAACAACAUAGAUCCAAUAAAAAAAAGAUGCAGCAGAUACAUCGGUGGUGGAUGCGGUUUCCCGGAAUUGAACUCCGAUUAAAAAAAUUUGCGGAGUUUACUCAGCCUGGAAAUGUAACUCCAGCGUUAAUUGACCAACGGAGAAGUCUUGGCCACCACGUCAAUGCUGAACUCGAAGAUCGUUAGGAGACUAAAUCGAGUCAGUCAAUUGAGUUCAUCCUCAGAGUCGCCACAGCUGUGCCGCCAGUUUACGUUUUCUGAGGUUCAGCUAGCAACCCGAAACCUUGAUGAGUCAUUCGUCAUAGGCUGUGGGGGUUUUGGCAAGGUUUACAAAGGAACCAUCACUAAUGGCCCAAAUCUUUCGACUGUCGCCAUAAAGCGGCUGGAUUCAACUUCUAAUCAAGGAGCAUCAGAAUUUUGGGCUGAAGUAAAUAUGCUUUCUAACCUAAGGCACUGUCACCUGGUGUCUUUCAUUGGUUAUUGCAAUGAUGGGCUAGAAAUGAUCGUCGUGCCAAAUGGAACACUUGAAGACCAUCUCCACAAGCGCCAAACUCCUCUAUCUUGGGUUCAAAGACUCACAAUAUGCAUAGGGGCUGCUCGUGGGUUAGAAUAUCUUCACACAGGUACGGGUAUUAAGCAUGGGGUUGUACAUCGCGAUGUUAAAAGUUCAAAUAUAUUGUUAGAUGACAGUUGGGAAGCUAAGAUUUCAGAUUUUGGAUUGUCCAAAAUAUGUCCAAAAAACCGGCAGACCACUUAUGUCAACACUGGCGUAAAAGGCACGUUUGGGUAUCUUGAUCCCGAUUACUUUUACACUGGUAAGCUGACCAGAAAAUCCGAUGUAUAUGCUUUUGGGGUGGUACUGUUUGAAGUCUUGUGUGGGAAACGGGCAGUAGAUAGUAGAAUUAAUGAGGAGCAUUGGGGUCUGGCAGUAUGGGCUCAAGAAUCCAUUAAAGAAGGUAGGCUAAAGCAAAUUGUUGAUACUAGUAUAAGGGGGUCAGUAUCUCCUAAAUGUUUAAAGGAGUUUGCACAGCUUGCAAAACAGUGCUUGCAUAAAGAUCCAAAACAGCGACCUACAAUGGCCAAGGUUGUGGUAGCUCUUGAGUCUACUCUGGCCUUACAAGACAACAAUAUAUUACAGCCUACCAGCAUGAAUUUUUAUGGACCGCCACCCACUUUUAAAUAUAAAAACCAAUUCUUUUAAAUACAAGUCGGGCAAUUACAAGUGGCAAAACAUGAGAAAGCCUGUCUGGAGAAUCAACAUGUGUUUGUCUCGUUUGCAUUUGAUACCUUUGGUGGUCUCGCUCCUGACGUUGUGCGACUUUUGAAUCGGGU